CUCCUCGCUGCAGCUGGGGCUCAGUCGCUGCUGCCACCGCCGUGGACAUGGAACCACCGGACGCCAGGGCAGGGACGCACAGGGCCCCGCAGCUGCUGGCUCUGGUGCUCCUGCUGGGGGCGUACCCAGGUGUCCAGGCUGAGAUGCAGGUGUCUGUGCCCUCCUUGGUGGAGGUGAUGAGGGGGGCGUCUGUCACCCUGAACUGUACCCCGUUGGGGGUCCAUACAGAGUAUGUGCUGAAAUGGUUCCUGACGGACCGCGCCAAGGGGCGCCGCCUCGUGGCCGAGGCCCGAGUGCAGGGCUCUGAGGUCCAGGCCAGUGUGAAGGACUCCCUGGGCCGCAGUCCCCCAUACCGGCUGGACCCCCCGGGGCGCCUGGUGCUGGACGAAGCCCAGGUGAGUGACGAGCUGGACUACGUGUGCGUGGUGACGGCAGGGGCGGCGGGCACCGCGGAGGCCACCUCGAGGCUCCAGGUGUUCGCAAAACCAGAGGCCACCGACGUCUCCCCCAACAAAGGGACACUCUCCGUGACAGAUGACUUUGCCCAGGAGAUCGCCACCUGCCACAGCCGCAACGGGAACCCCCUCCCUCGGAUCACGUGGUACCGGAACGGGGAGCCCCUGCAGGUGCCCAUGGAGAUGAACGCAGAUGGCUACAUAACCAGCCGCACCAUCCGGGAGGCCUCGGGUCUGCAGUCGCUCACCAGCACCCUGUACCUGCGGCCCCAAAAGGCCGAUCGGGACGCCGAGUUCCACUGCUCGGCGCACUUCAACCUGCCGCGGGGCCAGCACGGCCGCCUGGACAGCCAGGCCUUCCGCCUCACCCUGCACUAUCCCACAGAGCAUGUGCAGUUCUGGGUGGACAGCCCGGCCACCACGGAGGGCUGGGUCCGAGAGGGGGACUCUGUGCAGCUGGUUUGCCGUGGGGACGGCAAUUCCAGCCCGGAGUACAUCUUCUUCCGCCUGCAGGACAAGGAGGAGAAAACGCUGAAAACAGACUUUUCGGGGAACUGGACCCUGGAGAAGGUGCAGCGGAACCAGACCGGGACCUACGGCUGCAGGGCAGAAGACUUCGAUGCCGAGGACGAUGCCGAGCUCUCCCAGACCCUGGAGCUGCGCGUGGCCUACCUGGACCCCAUCGAGUUCAGCGACCAGGAGGAGCUUUCCUCCACCCUGGGCAGCACCGUGUCCACCAGCUGCUCCGUGCAAGGCCUGCCGGCCCCUGCUCUACGCUGGACCAAGGACUCGGUGCCCCUGGGGGACGGUCCCACGCUGUCUCUCAGUUCCCUCACCUUCGACUCUGCCGGCACCUACGUCUGCGAGGCCCACACGCCCACCGUCCCCCUCCUCAGUCGCUCCCGGAUCCUCACGCUGCUGGUGGAAGGGCCACCGGAGAUCAAGGAGGAGGGGAUUCAGCCCCAGGCGGAGGGCAGCUGGCACGAAGGAGACGAAGUGAAGCUGGUCUGCCUCGCCCGCAGCUACCCGGAGCCCAAACUCACCUGGAGCGAACUGGGCGGCAGCCCCACAGAGCCGGCCCCCAAAAGGCAGGGCUGGGUGAGCAGCUCCCUGACCGUGAAGCUGACCAACGCCAUGAGCCAGAAUGGCGUCUCCUGUGAGGCCUCCAACCCACACGGGAACACACGGCAUGUCUUCCACUUCGGCCCUUUGGCCCCCCAGACCUCCCAGGCUGGAGUGGCCGUCAUGGCUGUGGCCGUCAGCGUGGGCCUCCUGCUCCUCGUGGUCGCCGCCUUCUACUGCAUGAGGCGCAAGGGCCGCUCCGCCUGCUGCCGACGGGAGGAGAAGCGGGCUCCGCCCCCUGGGGACCCAGAGCUGAGCCACUCAGGGUCCCAGCAGCCAGAGCAGACGGGCCUGCUCAUGGGAGGUGCCUCUGGAAAAGCCAGGCAUGGCAGUGGGGGCUUCGGAGACGAGUGCUAAACCUGAGGACCUCCAAGAGGGAGUCAUUGGACCCAACCUGGAGUUGCAGGCAUCGGAGAACCAGCCCCGCUCACGCCCUGCCCACCCCCGCCUUCCCGGCCUUCCCUCUCCCGCCCACCCUUCCUUCCUCUGCAAGCUGGGCAGGGACCUACAGACACUGCGGGGAAGGAGGGAGGGUGCGCUGCUGGGCGGGAGGGGACCUUCCUCCUGGGAGAAUGACUCUCCCAGGCCCCAGAAUAGCUCCUGGACCCAAGCCCAGGGCCCGGCCUGGGACAAGGCUGCGAGGGUCGGCUGGCCGAGGCUAUUUUUACCUCCCGCCUCCAUCGCUGGUCCCCCCACCUGACGUCCUGCUGCAGAGUCUGACACUGGAUUCCCGCCCCCGCUCUGCCCCCUCAUCACGGACACUGGAGUCUGGAAUAAAUGCUGUCUGUCACGUCGACACCA
This is a messenger RNA of Artibeus jamaicensis (Jamaican fruit-eating bat), 2378 nucleotides long. It is a transcript of the gene BCAM, whose product is annotated as basal cell adhesion molecule (Lutheran blood group). Lineage: Eukaryota; Metazoa; Chordata; Mammalia; Chiroptera; Phyllostomidae. The record is from RefSeq and is a predicted model, not a curated record. Bases 48 to 1934 code for a protein of 628 amino acids. Gene Ontology annotation, cellular component: plasma membrane. The transcript has 15 exons.